Messenger RNA from Adineta ricciae, 308 nucleotides. The record is from the annotation of a GenBank genome assembly. NCBI's taxonomy places the organism in Eukaryota, Metazoa, Rotifera, Eurotatoria, Adinetida, Adinetidae.
AUGAACAGUAUAUUUAUGACAACAACAUUAGCUGCAAAUGGUCAAAAUGACGUCAAAGUCUAUGUCCAUCGAUCUAUUCAACGGAUCAAGGAUACAGAAAAAGUGGCUUUCGUCAAACGGGUCGAUCUUGAAAUUCCUGAUGACCGAAUUACAGAAGCAUUAAAAGACGUUGGCUUUGAUGUUACUAAUUGUAAUGACAAACUGGUUGAGUAGCUGACCGCUUCUCACGGUAUAGAUGUUUAUUGACUACUCUACAUGACCAGAAUGUAUCUCUUUCACAAUAAGACACGCGCUUAUAUAGAGAAGAG